AUGCCCGCCCUCUCCUUCCACCACCGCCUCCGUCGGCUUGUGCGACCUGUCCUCGUUAGCGCCGCAGUCCUGCUGACGCUGCUGCUUUGUCUCCGCUUUGUCGCCGUGCCCCUUCUCGUCCUCUUGCAUCCCCCUCUUGAUCUCUGGUUCUACGACCACAGCGUCUACGGCUUGUACCCGCAGCAGUACUACCACUCCUUUCACAUCGCAUCGCCGGCGGCGCGGAGGCCGAGGUGGAAUCAUGUCUGCGCUGAGGAGAGUCGAAAUGGCCUCGUCCUGCUCGACCUGCACGGCAGUCAAGUGAAAGACAGUGGCCCUGUUGUUCUCGAUCUUGCAGGCAACUUGAUAUGGACAAAUGCAUCGUUUGGUGGAGAAAAUCCGCAUGCCAUGAAUGCGAAGGUGCAGGAAUACAAGGAGGAGCAGUACCUGACUUUCUGGGCCGGCGAUGACUACGACCACGGCCACUGCUACAUGCUUGACAACGAGUUCAACCUUGCGUACAAUGUGUCCGCGGUUGGGGACAGAUUAUGGGCAGAUCCGCAUGAGUGCAAAAUCACCUCCGACAACACCGCCCUCCUCAUCGCAUACAACCACACCAGCGCCGACACGAGCAACACCAAUGUGGCAGAUCUGGGACCAUACAUCGUCGAUGCGAUCAUUCAGGAGGUGGAUGUCGAGAGCGGUGAGCUACUGUUUCAAUGGCGGGCGUCGGAUCACUUUGCGGACGACAACGAGUACUUGAAGACGAGCUACGACGCUCCUUUCGCGCGGCACAGCAAGAAAUACCGUGACUAUUUCCAUAUGAACAGCGUUGAUAAGCUUGCGAAUGGGGAUCUCCUCGUCUCCAUCAGGCACACGCACUCGUUCAUGCGCAUCGAAAAGGAUACCGGGGAUAUUUUGUGGGCUUUUGGGGGCACAUCUACCGACUUCAAGGACUUGUCCAACGGAGAGGCGGACUUCAAGUGGCAGCACGAUGCGCGCUGGAUAGACGAAGGACGCGGACUGCUCGGACUGUUCGACAAUGCGCUCUCAGAGAACAGCUGGUACGAUGCACCAUACAGCCUGGGCAAGAUCAUCCAUUUGGACACUGAGAACCGCACCGCGGAGCUUGUACAUUCCUACCACUCCCUCGAGAAAGCAAAGUCAACUUCUCAAGGCUCAUUUCAAUUCAUCCCAUCCCGCGGGAGCGAGGAGCAAGACCAAGUCUUCAUCGGCUGGGGCUCGGUACCGGCCUUCACCAUCCACGACGCCAAAACCGAAGAGCUACUGUGCGAGACGCAUUACGCUCCAUCGCUGUUCCAGUACUACGAGUUUGCGAAAUCCUACCGCACCGUGCGUGCGCCGCGGGAAUGGACUGCCACGCCUGCAGCAUGGGACCCGAACGCGGUCGCUGAGGGCGGCAGAGUAUAUGUAUCAUGGAACGGUGGAAUGACAGUGCGUUGGUGGGUCUUACAGAGAAUACACAGGCAUGCCCGCGGAGAUGAGCUUCGAGACGAAGAUUGGGAGGAUGUGGAGACGGUGGAAAGAGACGGCUUCGAGACAGCUUUCGAGCUGGCGGCUGGUGGCAAUACCCUGUACAGAAUUGCGGCCCUCGACGCAUCCAAGAACACCAUUCGCUUCUCCAACACAUUUUGGAACCCAGGUUCGUGGUUUCGGAUACCAUCAUGGGUGUCCUUCUCGCUCGGAGUGGGCGUUGUGCUGCUUAUGUUUGCUGGCGCGAUGCGUUGGCGGCAAGUCAUGUUUUGGAUCAAAGGUAGAAGACGGGGGAUAGGACUGUACACCCAAAUACCGAACGAAGAGGCCUGGGAAAAUCACGACCAGGAUGAUGCGGCAUCUUUGGCGACCCUUGGACGCAGGUAG
Messenger RNA from Saxophila tyrrhenica, 1860 nucleotides. RefSeq lists its product as uncharacterized. The transcript has a single exon. NCBI's taxonomy places the organism in Eukaryota, Fungi, Ascomycota, Dothideomycetes, Mycosphaerellales, Extremaceae. The coding region runs from base 1 to 1860 and encodes 619 amino acids. The record is from RefSeq and is a predicted model, not a curated record.